Molecule: messenger RNA, 1728 nt
Organism: Penicillium longicatenatum
Lineage: Eukaryota; Fungi; Ascomycota; Eurotiomycetes; Eurotiales; Aspergillaceae
Product: putative MYND domain protein
Exons: 1
Coding region: 1-1728 (575 amino acids)
Cellular component (GO): nucleus
Molecular function (GO): protein binding
Source: RefSeq, a predicted model, not a curated record
AUGGCCACAUCACUGCAAGUCCGAGCUGAAAAAACUGCUCGGCUCUACAAAGACCCAUAUAACCCGCACCUCUACCUCAAACGAGCCUGCAUUCAUGAACAACUUGGCUUCCCCGAUCUGGCCGCUGCUGACGCCUAUCGUGCACUAUCGUUGCUGGAGUCGGUUGUAGAUCCUGAUGGUUGUGAAUUCCAUGCCAAGCGCAGGAUCGACGGCGCCCUCGAACACACCAUUCCUCAGGAUGAGGGCAAAGACACUACCGAUGGAAGCGAGGAGGGUGAAGAGGAAAACGAUUCAAAUGAAGAUGAAGAUCCGAACUUCGUCGCAGUGACGCAGGAGGAAUAUAAUAUCCUCAUUGGAGAGGUAUAUGCGGUUCUAGUGUGUAGCCUGGUGCGCUGUGGCUGCUACCGCGAUGCGUAUGAGUUCGGCGUGCGCGGUAUUGGACUGCUCGGUGAUCUAGGCGCAGACAAGGUCAAUGUCACCACUGCUUCCACAGUUUUGCAUGAUCAAAUGAAUCAUGUGAAGAAGGUUUUCCAGGCUCGUGCUAAAGUCAACAAGGAUGUGGAAGUGGAUUUGGAUUCUAUUGACCCGGCUAUUCUCCCGGCACAGGGUUUUGCUCGUCGCGUCCUCUAUCCCUGGAAUGAGCAUGAGCCGGACCGUCGCGCCCCCGAGGAAUUGGAGUUUCUUAACAAGCGGCUGGCAGAUGUGGCCCCGAAAUGUGAAGUUCGUGCGGUGGCGUUACCGGCCCUUCAUGGUGCCUCUGCCGAUAAUGAUACUGAGGUCUCGGUGCAACUGGGUCUCUUCGCCAAAGAAGACAUCGCAGCAGACGAGAUAAUUUUGCGCGAAUCAUCGCUUCUGACUGCUACGAAUCGCCUGCAUGAUGAUCUCUGCGAUGCGUGCAAUGCGCCUCUGCCUGACCUCUCGGCUGCCGAGCCCCCCAUUGCAUGUGAGGAAGGCUGCGCGGAUACCAUCUUCUGUAGCCAGGCGUGCCACGACACCGCGCAGAAGGUCUACCACGCUGCGAUCUGUGGCCUAGAAGAUGGUCUGGAGUCUAUCGGGAAGGAUAUCCCUGACCCGAAGGACAAAGCCGACUACUUGUAUUUGCUUCUACUUGGCCGCGCGCUCGCCAUGUCUGCGACACAGGACGUGCACGCGUUGGAUCUGCCUGAAGUGAAAUACAUCUGGGGUGAUUUCCAUGACUUCAAUAUCGAGAGUAUCGAGCAAUCCAGCUCUGAAGAGGCUUCUCUCCCCUUCUCAUUCCAACUCAACAUCCUCCAGCCCAUGCGCUUCCUCGAGGAGAUGGAAAUCGAUCCCUAUGAGUCGCUCCCACGUUACGACACCUGGGUCCUGAAUACUCUGUAUGCUAAAUUCCGGGGCACCGCUUCCGGUCGCCUGUCGACGUGGGAUGGUGGUCCUGAACUGUGUGCCGUGCAUCCACUUUGGUGUUUGGCGAAUCAUUCCUGUGAUCCCAAUGUGCGGUGGGAAUGGGGUGGAGAGAUCACUUUCCGAGCGCGGAAUGACGAGGAGACUGCCGUCUGGACGAGAGCUACAGCUGAUGGGCGUGUGGAGAUGAAGGACGCCAAAUCUGGGGGCAUCGCGAAGGAUGCGGAGAUACUAAAUCAUUACUGCGACAUUGGACUCCCGGUUGAAAAGCGAAGAGAAUGGGCGUCCGGUGCCUUGGGUGGAAACUGUCGGUGUGAUCGGUGUGUGUGGGAGGCGCAUGAGAUCUAA